AUGAAGAGCUUCUUCGAUUUCUCGAAAAUGGGUUCCAUGAACAUGGAGAGAAAAUGGCUCUUCCCUCUCAUCCUAACUUCAUUUUUUUGCAUUUUACUCAUCGCCACAUCCUUAAACACGGGCUUCGUUUCUUCUGCCAACACUAUCACCUCCAUAUUUUCUUUGUUCCAAUCUAGCCCCUCUUCCAAUCAAACCAAGCCCUAUUUUGCAGAGGAGAAAAUAACUCGAUCACCCCCACCCCCUUCCCGCCCGCCCGUCCCGAAAUUCGCUUAUCUUGUUUCGGGGUCGAAAGGCGAUUUGGAAAAACUUUGGAGGACCUUACAUGCAAUUUAUCACCCGCAGAACUAUUACGUUGUCCAUCUAGACCUCGAGUCGCCAGCCGAAGAGAGGCUGGAGCUCGCGUCCCGUGUGGAAAGGCAUCCACUUUUCUCGAAAAUUGGGAAUGUGUACAUGAACAAGAAGGCGAAUAUGGUUACUUAUACAGGGCCCACGAUGGUAGCGAAUACACUCCACGCGUGCGCCAUUCUUUUGAAGAGGCAUAAGGAUUGGGAUUGGUUUAUUAACCUUAGCGCCUCGGAUUAUCCUUUGGUGACUCAAGAUGAUCUUCUGUCAGUAUUUUCGGGGUUGAAACGGGAUUCAAAUUUUAUCGAGCACACGAGCGAUUUAGGGUGGAAAGCGACUAAAAGGGCAAUGCCAUUGAUGAUAGAUCCCGGGCUUUACCAAACGACCAAGUCUGACAUUUUUUGGGUCACACCGAACAGAAAUUUACCAACAGCAUUCAAAUUAUUUACAGGCUCGGCUUGGAUGGUCCUUUCUCGCUCGUUCGUUGACUACUGCAUUUCGGGUUGGGACAAUCUCCCACGAACCCUCCUCAUGUACUACUCAAACUUCGUCUCGUCUCCCGAAGGCUACUUCCAAACCGCCAUCUGUAACUCUCCCGAGUUUAUCCCAACCGUACUCAAUCACGACAUGCACUACAUCUCUUGGGACACGCCUCCCAAACAGCACCCGCACAUUCUCUCUCUAAACGACACUCAGGCAAUGGUCUCGAGCGGGGCUGCUUUUGCGCGUAAAUUCAGGAAAGACGAUCCUGUCCUCGACUGGAUCGACCGGGAGCUGCUCAGGAGGAAAAACGGGUCUUUCGUGCCAGGCGGAUGGUGUGCUGGCAAGCCACGGUGCUCGAAGGUUGGGAAGGACCCGGCAAAGCUGAAGCCGGGACCUGGGGCUGGGAGGCUCGGGCGGCUCGUGGAUAGGGUUGUGGGGUCCGCGAAAGUCGAGGGACAGCAGUGUGGUUAA
Molecule: messenger RNA, 1296 nt
Organism: Striga hermonthica
Lineage: Eukaryota; Viridiplantae; Streptophyta; Magnoliopsida; Lamiales; Orobanchaceae
Source: the annotation of a GenBank genome assembly